Molecule: messenger RNA, 2034 nt
Organism: Mycena citricolor
Lineage: Eukaryota; Fungi; Basidiomycota; Agaricomycetes; Agaricales; Mycenaceae
Source: the annotation of a GenBank genome assembly
GAACAACGCGUCUUUUGUAUUCGUGCGUAAGCCAGAACAAGGACCAUUGGGAACGUGUCGGAAAGGAAGCAUAGGCCCAGGGAACAAUGGGAGUUAUAAAGGCCGUGCAGUGCGGGUCGGAGGCGGCUUCCCUUUCUCUCACCCUCCCUUUCCAUCCCAUCCUCCCGUCCCUUGUGUACACACACUCGCAUUGCAUUACGACGCACUCCACGAACCCCACGAAUACACGACCUUGUCUGCUAAUUGCGCUAGCGCACCUCUGUCACACUCAACAAUAUUCUGUAGCAUAAAACAACGAACAUGAACGCACAAGUCCCCCUUACACCUGUUCGUCGACAAUCGCGUACGCGGACUCGGCUUACGUGGUCUCAAUCGCAUUCUCCCCUCUCCCACUCUCCCGCCGCUCCCAUCACCGAUUUCCUCGAUCUCACCGAGCCAGAUUGCCCGAUCACCGUCGAUGAAGCUCCACAAGUCACGGAGCCGAUGUCGAAUGCGAGAAGUGUGAAAGCCAAGCGCCGGCUCGCGGUGCAACUACUCGCUCUCGAUCUGCAAAACUCCCUGGCCGUACCCAGACAUUUGCCAGUUGUGUCCUAUUCUCCAUCUACCGCGUCGUGCUCUGCAGAACCGAGAAGCAUCAGUGUGGGCUCUCCGAUCGACUUGUCCUCUCCUUUCCAUCUCUCCGAGGGGGAUGGGAACUGGAGACUUACGCUUUCUGCCGGGUUUGAAGGCGGUGCGCAGGAAGACGAGGUGUUUGACUUCCCCCGUCCGCCCUCCCUCCGGGACUUGCCAUCGCCAGUAUUGAGCAGCUUCUCCUCAAGCUCUUCCUCUUCGGAGGAUGAAUGUUACAACUACUCAUACAACUCAAGCCCGGCUACAUCGCCUUCGCCGAGCCCUCGCCCCCUCACACGCUGCAAGACGAUCAAACCGCUCGUUAUACGCAAGCGGGGCUUGAAAGCUGCCGGACGGCCGAGCCCUGGUCCGCCGCCGACUCGGGAACUUCCUGAGAUCCCCGACGAGAUAUACAACUUGAACCGGCAUUUCGUGCUGGCGAGCUCACCGGAAACCACCCCGGAGAAGCAGGAUCGGGAAUCGAUGCUUGUCAUGCCCACCGCGCCUCGGCGGAUUGAGCCGUGUUCCAUGUACACCCACUCCCGAUCAUCUUCGACCAACUUCUCUCGGCCUUGCCACGGUGGCGAGGAGCACGAGAUCGCUGCGAACUACUGCGCGUAUGCGCCGUUCCUUGAAGAGUUUACUGGCCCAGACACCUCGAACUUGCUGUCGCACGACCGGUUGCCGCGCGCGUCCAUUCCUGUAGACGUGGAGAGCGAAGAAUGGGAGGAUUGCAACAGUUUACGGUCGCGGUCGAGCUGUGGUGCUCAAAGCGAGCAUGCCGAAACCGACAUCGUCGAGGAACACUGGCCCGCCCCACAAUCCCAAAUCCCCGUCCAGACACUCCGCUCACGGUGGUCAGCAUCAACCCUGUCCUCUGUCAAGUCGACUCCGACCGCUGUCUCCUCGCCCAAGACCUUCUCUUUUGCCAAACGGUACUUUCCCCGAGGCUCCAAGCCCCCAACGCCAUCGACGAAUUCGAAGACGGCAUCACUCCUCGCGUAUUGCCCACUGCUGCAGCCCACACGGCUGUCCUUGGAAGAGCCGUCCCCCACCAAGAGCCUGAAGCCUAUGGGCGGGAUUGUUGUACUCAACAACAGACCGAGCAAGGCGCAGCGUGUGUUGGGUAUGGAGGUCGAGGAGCCGCACCGGACGUGGUACAACGACUACCGUGGGAGGAGAGAGCACGGCGGGGAGCUCAGGACGCCCGCUGAGAUGCUUUUUUUGCCAUGAAUGUUUGCAAGGACUGUUUAUGAACACCGUUUCGCCAUUUCAUCCAUCUACUUACAUACACUACUCACGCUAUACGCCACUAAUUUGCUGUACUCUCCCCCUCCCCUCGUUCACACUCAAUUUUGUAGCUUUACAUUGUAUUGUAUUCCUCAGUUUACAGCUAUGGCGAUGGUGCCUGCUAUACUUGUCGAA